Molecule: messenger RNA, 540 nt
Organism: Candida dubliniensis CD36
Lineage: Eukaryota; Fungi; Ascomycota; Pichiomycetes; Serinales; Debaryomycetaceae
Exons: 1
Coding region: 1-540 (179 amino acids)
Source: RefSeq, a predicted model, not a curated record
AUGGAAGGUAUUCCAAAAAAGCACGGUGUUGAUUCAGCUCCACUUGCCAGAAUUGAUUCCAAUGUCUACGAGAACUUUCCAAACCUAAUUCAACAUUCUCAUAGCAUUGUUAGAUUAGCCGCCAGCAGAGAAUUCAGCACCUCAAGUAACGACGAGUUUUAUGAAGCGUCGCCAGUAUUAAAGGAGGAGGAAGAUGUAUACUUCCCUACUUUGUUAGACGAAACAAAUUACCCUUUUGUGGCUGUCGCCAUCCAACCACAUAUGAGAGAGCCGUUAGUUGAUUGCGCAUUGAACUUACAAGAAAUUGUCACUACAAAAGUACACGCUUUCCCAUUUGGAAACGAUACAACAACCACCGACGAAUUGGCACUAACCAGAAUCUUCGAAUUUGAAAUGGGCGAUAACCAACAAAAACCUUCGUGGUGGUCGCCGCAAAAUCCGUGGUCAGAAUAUAUUAAUCACACACCAAAUGUUCCUGCUGAAUUUACACAGGAAGACGUAUAUUUAGAUCAAGUAUUUAGGGAUAUAUAUCUUUCCUAA